Cinara cedri is the source of this 5338-nucleotide messenger RNA. NCBI's taxonomy places the organism in Eukaryota, Metazoa, Arthropoda, Insecta, Hemiptera, Aphididae. The record is from the annotation of a GenBank genome assembly.
AUGGAAUUCAAUUCAUCUGGUAAUUAUCUGAUUUCAUAUUUAAAUAAUAUUAAAAAAAAUAGUUCAGUUGGUGUCAAUUCAUAGCUUAAUCUUUAUUAUGUUGUAAUUAGUUCUGUAUACCUUAGUACUUGAGGAGGUACAAUAAUAAAAUUAUUUAUUGAAACAUGUACUUGGAUUUCUAAUAUAUUAUUCUAUGUGACUGCAAUGAAACUAUUAUUUCAGUUGAAGUAAAUUUGUCUCUUAUUUUAACUGUUAUUAAAAGUUUAAGUACAUUUUUUUGAAAAAAUUGUCCUAAUUACAAUUAGAAAGUAUAAGUGAGAUUACUUGUAAGUUAUUAAUUAUUUAUUAUAUAGUAUAUUUUUUAAAAUAAAUGGAAAUAUUUGUUAACCUUUUAUUUGCAUUAUUACAUAUUACAUUGUGAUAAAAAUCUAUAAAUAUUUAAAAUAUAAAAUGUAAUUCUCAUUUCUAUUUAACUAACUUUGCAUUUAUAUAUGGUCAAAAUAUAACUUAAUGAUAAUAAUAUAUUUAUUUUCCUACUUACAAUUAAUUGUAUUACAUUUUAAUUGACUGUUUCUAAGUAGAAUUAUUAAGUUAUUACACUGUUAAGGUAAAUAUUAUACAUUUUUUUUGUAGUAUGGUGUUAUUAUAUUUAUGCCUAACUAUGGUUAAUCUUUUAAUCUAUUUUAUGAAAACUAAAAUUAUAAUAUUAUUUUAAGAUUUGUUAUAUAGUUUAUUACAUUCUCUGUCAGUAUUAGAAGUAUAAAGUUAUCUGAAGCUAACUUCGUUAUAAUUAUAAUAUUAUGUACAUGUACGUCAUAAUAAAGUUACCUACCUUAAAAUAUACAAAGCUUUGUAAAAAGCUCAAAUUGUGUAAUCUAUUUUUUUCUACUUACAAUAUCAACGUAUACAAUAAAUAUAUUAUAAGAAAUUAUAAAAAUAAUAUAAUUGCAAUAAUAAAAUAUUAAAUUACCUAUAAUUACUUCAAAAUCCAUAUAAACUAUAGCAUUCAAUUUGGUUAAAUAUUUUUUUUCAUGAUUGAUAUAUUUAAACUAGAUAGACCUAUUAAAAUACCAAAAUGUACAAAUUAUAUCAUAAAGUAUAAAGUCAAUUAGAUAUCUAUAAACUAGAUACCUAGUUUUAAAGUUUUUUAAUAUUUUGUUAGUAUCAUAAUGAACAUUGAUUUUCUAAUUUAUGCUAUACUUAUUUUAUUUUUAAAUUUAGAACAUCCUCAUAAGAGGUAUAAUCCUUUAAAAGGCGAUUGGAUUUUAGUAUCUCCACAUCGAAUAAAGAGACCAUGGGAUGGGCAAUCAGAAUCUGUGUAUAGUGAUAUGGGACCAGAAUUUGAUCCCACUAACCCUCUUUGUCCCGGAGUAGUCAGAAGUAAUGGCAUAGUAAGUAAUAAUAUGCUAUAUGUAUACUAUGUGUAAUUGAAUUAAACACAAAUUGUUUUAAGUUGACUCCAGUAUACAAGUCCACAUAUGUAUUUACAAAUGAUUUUCCGGCUAUGUUAGAAGAUACUCCAAUCCCGCCUCAGAGUGAUGAUCCUCUUUUUCGUAUCGAAGGUGUUCGAGGCACAUGCCGUGUUAUGUGUUUUCAUCCAAAGUCCAAUGUUACUAUUGCUCUAAUGACUAUUGAUGAAAUAGUUACUGUGAUUACAAGGUACAAUUUUAGUAAAAUUAUUUUAUAUUUGUAUUUAAAAUUUGAUUAUCCUAGUUGGAUUAAACAAUUUGAAGAACUAGGAAAGACAUACACUUGGGUGCAAAUAUUUGAAAAUAAAGGUACUAUUAUGGGUUGUUCUAAUCAUCAUCCUCAUUGUCAAAUAUGGGCCUGUUCAUUUUUACCCAAUGAACCUUAUAUCAAAAAUAUUAAUCAAAGAGAAUACCUAGAAAAAUAUGGAAGACCAAUGUUAAUGGAUUAUGUUGAACGUGAAUUAAAAGCCAAAGUAAGCGAACCAUUAUUAUAUUUAUGUUCUAAUAGAGCCUAUACAAAAAUUAAGUGUUGAUCCUCUUGCCUUACAAAUAUCUAUUAUAUACAGGGUGUCCCACAAUGAUCUGCCACUUUUAUUCUAUUCAAUAUUUUUGUGAUAUAUAUAUAUAUUUUUUAGUAAUUAGUAUGCCUCUGUGCUUGCUACAGUUUAUAUAAAAACAUUUUUUUUUUUUUUUUUUUAGGGGAGGGGGACUAAAUAAAAAAUUUUUAAUUUUACUAUAAUUUUUUUUAAAAUUCAUAGUAUUCAUUUUGUAAAACAGAUUUUUAGAAAAUUUUUGGUGGUUGAAACUUCUGUUAAAGUAUUAUACUUUAUUUUCUAAAAUUUUUUGAAGUUUUUGCAAAUGUGAAUAUUACCUACUGUGGUUAUUCUAUUAUAAUAUAUAAUCAGUUAUAAGUCAGGGCAUAUGACAAGGAUUGUGUCGCCACACAAAUGAUAUUCUGUUACUUACCCUAUCCAAACUUAAAAGGGGAAUAUCUCAUGAAUGGAUUGACGGAAAUCAAAAAUUUAAAUUUGAAUACUAAAAUUAAUUUAAACUAAACAAUUGAUAGUUACUCUCAUUUCUUUCUCAAAAAUAAGGAUGAUAAAAAAUAAUGGUGAUGUAAUAUUUUAGAUCAGCUUGUUUCUUAAAUAAUCAAAACAUAUUUUAUUUUUUUUUGAAAAAAGUUUAUACUUAGGAAAUAAUGAAUGUUUAACAAUAAAAAAAUUAUUCCGCAUAUAUUAGAUAUAAUAUAUAUUAUCUAUAAGCAUUUAGAUUCGGGUUCAAGAGGGAGGGGUGUUCCUAUUUGAAAAUGGACUCAUUUUAGGUAUAUGGAGUAGGGGUGUAAAAUUAAAAAUGUUUUUAAAAUGAAGCUUAAAUGAUUCCAUAAUGAUUAGAAAAAAUAGAAAUCAAAUUCACUUAAAAUUUCUUUCGAUAAUUGCUGGUUCAUGGUUCACACAAGAAUAUUUACCACUUAAAAUAAUGUUCUAUUCAAUAUUUUUUUUUUGGUAAUAAGUAUAGGUAACUAAGCUAUUUUUAAAAUAUUAUUGUUUUUUUUAUGUUGGGGGAGGACUUUAAAAUUAAAAUUGUUUAAUUUAAAGUACCCCACCUAAAAAAAAACCAUAAUAAUAUUUUAAUUAUAGCUCCAAGUUAUACUAAUUACAAAAAAAAAUAUAUUAAAAAUAUUGAAUAGAACACAUUAUUUCAAGUGGUAAAUAUUAAAUACUAAAUAAUCCUGUUACACUCUGUAUAUACAGAGUGAUUCCAAAUUUAUAUUAUGAAGUUUUUUUGAUUCAUAAAUAUGUAAAAUGAAUUAUACAUUUUUUUUACAGUAUUUUAAGGAAGGUUUUUAGAAUCAAUUUUUAAAAUUCAAAUCGGAACCUAUACUUUUUUUUACGAACAUUUAUGUGAAGAUAUUUUUGUUAUAAGUUUUAGUGAUUGAAUAGCAUUCAUUUUUUAAAACUACAGUUAAAAGCGAUCUAAAUUUAAUAAAAUACAACUAUAACUAGUUCAUGGAAGCAGUGACAUAUUGUGUGAUGAGUGAAAGCAUUAGCUAUUUAUUGUUGUGUGGUCAAAAUACAAUUUCUAAAAAUAUUAAAUAAAUUUUGAUUUAAUGAUAUGUUUUUAAAUUAAAAAAACUUUCAUAAUAUACAUUUUUCUCUAUUUUGAAUAUUUAUUGAUAAAAUGGUAUUAACAUAAAUAUUGAAUCACAUAACAUGAAAAAACAAAAGAAUUUAGACUGUAUUUUUAAAAAGAUAUUAAGACAUCUGUGGAUCUUGUAUUCACCACACACAAUAGAUUUUGCAGCAAUAUAUAUGUAUGCUAUAUGCUAUAUUUACAAAAGAUUUUUAGUAAUGUAGUAGAAGCCGUUUAUUAGGAACACUUUUGGUUUUGCCUUAUAACCAGACGUCGAAUCCUGAUGGAAAACACAAUCAAUUCCUUCAAACAAUAAACCACUAUGAGGCUUCACUAAAGGCUUUAAAACGCUAUUCUGAUAAACACGAGCCCCAGUUUUAACCCCUUUCUCGGAUAAUUGAAUUUGCGUAACACCCCAACAAACCAUAACUUGAGCAGGAUGGUGGCUUCAUUGAACGCGUAAAACUUUUUCUCUGGUCUCUAAUGAUGAUCUUGCGUAUACUCUAUCAUUCUGCUUAUUGUAUAUUUUUUCAUCUAUGAAUAAAAUUUGUUUAAAUUUUUUUUGACUGUACGAGCGUAGGAGCUUUUUUGGUCUUUUGUCUUAUUCUCUUUAAUCGGUCCGUCAACAAAUGGCUUAUACAUCGCUUAUAUGCACGCAUAUCUUAAUCAUCUCGAACUAUGCGAGAAAUCGAGAAACUCGUGUGAUGAUUUUCGGUUUCUGUAAAGGAUUUCGAUUAAUUCUCGAACGAAUGGCUUCAAUUGCCUUUUUCGUAUGAGCAGAACGGGAACGACCACUUCUAACAUGAUCAACAUCACCAGUAAUGUUCAAUGGUACAAUACACAAAUCGUUCACUUAUUUUAAGUUGUCGCAAAAGAGCGAAAAUUUGUGAUACGGUUUGCCCGAUUUAAACAAACCAAUUAAGGUAUUGUGCGUGUGGUAAUGUUCCACUGCAUUGUUACUACAGGUACUACAGCAAUUGCUGUGAUCGGGCCAUGCACGUGACACUUAUUAUCAUACACAUAGUGUUGUUACUUUUAGAAAUUAAAAUGUCUCUUAACUACACGGUACUGACAGAAUUUAUGUCAAGACUAGGUAUAUGUAUCAAUAUAUAUGAUAUUAAUGAUUUAUAUUUUUGGAUAUUUAAAAUUUGUAUUUUUCAUAGGUUAGAAUUGUGAUUGAAAAUCAAAACUGGGUUGUUUUGGUACCAUUUUGGGCUUUAUGGCCAUAUGAAACAAUGGUGUUGCCUAAGAGACAUAUUAAAAGAAUAAAUGAAAUUACAGAUGAUGAACAAAUUACUUUAGCAUCAAUUAUGAAAAUAUUGACAACAAAAUAUGAUAAUAUGUUCAAAACAUCAUUUCCAUAUUCUAUGGGUUGGCAUGGUAAAUAUUUUAUCUUGAACAAAAUUAAAAUUACAUAAAUUAUAAAUAAUAACACAUACUACAUUGUCAAUACUUAGGUGCACCUACUGGGCCAUUAUAUGAAAAUAAUGACCACUGGGUAUUUCAUGGAAUUUAUUUACCACCUUUAUUACGUUCAGCAACUGUAAAAAAAUUUAUAUCUGGGUAAAUUAUACUUAUUAUUACAAUGCAAAUUAAAAUAAAUUGUACAAUUAAUAAUAGUGUUCUUAUUUAGAUUUGAAUUAUUAGCUCAAUGUCAAAGAGAUUUAACUGCUGAACAAGCUGCAGAAAGAUUAAGAUCACAAUCGCAUGAUCACUAUUUGCAAGAAAACCAAAAAUAA